UUGGACACAAUUUUUAUUUGUUCAAGUCUUUUGGUUUGUAUCCGACUGGGAGAAGACAAACGAGGAUUAUCACAGAGGAAGGCAGAGACGGACAGGUGGAUAAAACUCACGAUUUUCCUAGAAGCCGUAUCCAAGACAGCGCUGCAAUCAUGGGUGAAUGGGGCUUCCUCAGUGGACUCUUUAACAGCCUCCAGGCCCUCUCGCCGAUGCUUGGCCGUUUCUGGCUCUUUCUCAUGCUCGUCUUCAGGAUACUGAUCCUGGGAACUGUGGCCAGCGACCUGUUUGAAGACGAGCAAGAGGAGUUUGCCUGCAACACCCUCCAGCCAGGCUGCAAACAGGUGUGCUACGACAUGGCCUUCCCCAUCUCCCAGUACAGAUUCUGGGUGUUUCACAUCGUCCUCAUCGCCACACCGUCCCUGGUUUUCCUCAUGUAUGUCAUGCAUCACCGCAACAAGAGGGACACCGGCUCUAAAUCCAGCAAAACCAGCUUUAAAUCCAGCGAACCCAGCUCUAAAUCCAGCGAACCCAGCUCUAAAUCCAGCGAAACCAGCUUUAAAUCCAGCGAACCCAGCAGCCAGCACAACAGAGAAGAGCGCCAUUUGAGGAGGCUGUACAUUGUUAAUGUGGUCUUCCGCCUAUUGGCAGAAUUGGGCUUUCUAGUGGGCCAGUGGAUGCUGUACGGCUUCAAGGUGGAGGCCCAGUUCCCCUGUAGCCGCUUCCCUUGCCCCCACACGGUGGACUGCUUCACCUCCCGCCCUGCGGAAAAAACAGUCUUCCUCUGCUUCUACUUCGCUGUAGGUGUGAUAUCGGCGGUUUCCAGCUGCGCGGAGCUUUUCUACAGCUCCAUGAAGUGGUUCUGCUCGAGCCAGCCGGCCUUCGACCAGCCGGCCUUCGACCCGGAGCGCCAGAACCUCGACAACACCAAGCGCGAGGAGGAGGAGGAGGAGGUGGUGAAGGAGAAACCGCGAGGAAGGACAGUGUCGGAGAGCAUGGCCAGCAACACGAGGCUGAAGGGGGGGGUCACGAGCAGGAAGGUCUCCAGCAUUACAAGCACAGGCGAUGAUUGGAGACAUAAGGAAAUGCUUGGUAGACAGUCAUAAGAUCAGGAAAUGAGCAUGAAGAAGAUGCUCUGAUAAGGCCGGCGCAUUGUUGACUUGUUUGGUCUCAUGAAUCAUUACGGACCAUAAACAGUUCAGGCGGAAAAAAGACUUAAUUAUGCUUGAUACACUCAGUUUAACGCUGACUGGGUCUUUGUUUCAAAGAGAACUGGUUACGGCCUUGUGCCACGCGAACAAUAGUGAACUUUGUUAUUCCAGUGAUUUCAGACAGUGAAGUCCAAGUAUAUACAGUAAAUGAAGAUAACUGAUAGAAACCAUUUCCGGUCUCUAUUUGAGUGCGUGCGCGUGUGCGUGUGUUUCCUUUAAAGAAGUAGAUAUUUGCUAAAGAAACUCACCACCUCACUCAUAUCUGUCUUCUAGUCAAUGGUCUGUGCAGUUAAAAUAAAGCUAUCGCCAGCAGCUGAUUAGCUUAGCAUAGCACAAACACUGGAAACGGUUGUCCAGAGCUUUAAAAAAACAAC
Molecule: messenger RNA, 1579 nt
Organism: Anarrhichthys ocellatus (wolf-eel)
Lineage: Eukaryota; Metazoa; Chordata; Actinopteri; Perciformes; Anarhichadidae
Product: gap junction delta-3 protein
Biological process (GO): cell-cell signaling
Cellular component (GO): connexin complex
Molecular function (GO): gap junction channel activity involved in AV node cell-bundle of His cell electrical coupling
Source: RefSeq, a predicted model, not a curated record